Wyeomyia smithii (pitcher-plant mosquito) is the source of this 3426-nucleotide messenger RNA. RefSeq names its product zinc finger TRAF-type-containing protein 1 homolog. Bases 534 to 1874 code for a protein of 446 amino acids. Gene Ontology annotation, cellular component: nucleus. Lineage: Eukaryota; Metazoa; Arthropoda; Insecta; Diptera; Culicidae. The record is from RefSeq and is a predicted model, not a curated record. The transcript has 6 exons.
CUAGCGCAUUGCGUAGUUACAAAUUGUCACUUUGAAGAUCAAGACGUGUUUGUGGGUAGCUCCGCGAGUUUUCCAUAGCAGAGCAGUCAGAAAAAGAAUAAUUGAAGUUCUUUUUAUUACUGGUUGUGUGUUCUUCCUGUUCCACCACGGCGGCCAUCAUCCGACCGUCCGAGGGACCUAUAAUUGACUCGUCCCGUGGAAUUUCGGAAAACGCGAGUGAAGAGAUUUUGUGCGUGCUAGUUUAUCAGCAGUAGGCGAGAAGAGUGUUUAUUUUUGGGGCGUUUUUCCUGCUGAAAAUCUUGAUGUAUGACGAUAGACCGAGCUUUCCUUUGUUGUUGCAAGGUUGGCUGUGAGAAUUUUUUUUGGGCGAACCCUUUAAAGUAGGGAAACGGGUGACAUUUUGAUUUUUUGCUGGUAUUGAACAAGUGAACCGUUUAUUUUUAUAAACUCUUGAAUACUGUUUGCACCUCGUGUUUGGUGUAUGAGCUAGAAAUCUCCGAAAAGAAAAACGCUUGUUGACUAAUCGUACCAAGAUGGCAGACAGUUUGGUGGAAACGCCUGCCUCCAGCUCCAGCCAUUUGAUCAAUAUUGGAGGAAUGAAUCAACUUCCUGCUGAUUUGCAACCAGGCUCGUCGUCUGGAAACUCAUCGAUUGCCUCUUCCUCGACUUCGUCCGUUGUUGCUUCCUCGUCCUCUUCAUCCUCAUCCUCAUCUAAUGCCUCGGCAUUAUUGAUUUCUGUGGCCACUCAACCACCGAGCCACGGUCUGAAUUUGAGUGAGCAAAUCAUGACCACGGGCCAGGAGCUAAAUCUCAGUUUGUCUAAUUCGGGGAAUAAUGGCAGUCAGUUAGAGUUUAAAGACAUCCAGAAAUCGGGUCGCCCGUCCGAAGAUCCCGACGAGGAUGAACCUGAAGCCAAACGAAAGAAAAUCGAUAGACCUGCAACCAAGAUGAUCGAAAAGCUGGAGGCCCGUCUCGGUGGCAUUCUGUGCUGUGCCGUCUGCUUGGAUUUGCCAAGGACUGCGAUGUAUCAGUGCACAAUGGGUCAUUUGAUGUGCGCCGGAUGCUUCACCCAUUUGCUGGCGGACGGUCGACUCCGUGAUCAAAAUGCGACCUGUCCAAACUGUCGUACCGAGAUCAGUAAGAAUAACUCAUCCCGGAACUUGGCCGUCGAAAAGGCUGUUUCCGAGUUACCUAGCGAGUGUCAGUACUGUGGUAACGAGUUUCCGAACAAAUCGGUCGAAUAUCACGAGAACAACGAGUGCGAGGAACGUCCGACCGAUUGCUCUUACUCACGCAUCGGAUGCCAGUGGCGUGGACCAAUCCAUGAGGUUCCGUCCCACGAGGCCAAUUGUGUGCAUCCGAAAAAAUCCGGCGCCGAGGUUAUGGUAGCUUUGCAGGCCCAUGAUGCCCGUGCCGCCGAAGAGAAGAAGCUUUUCCUUACGUUGAUCGAUCUGUUGAGUUACGAGAAGAUAAUCUUCAAUGAUCUCCAAAUGAAGCCAUAUCGUACGGAUGAGUACGUACACCGCUUGUAUUACGAAACUUCGCGUUUUUCCGCUUUUAACCAUCAAUGGGUUGUGAAGGCUAUCAUCAAUAAGAGUCAACGGGACCCACAUCAGUCGUGUGAUCGGGAUAUCACCUAUCAGUUGAUACUUAAGUCGAAAACCACCAGCCCGCUACCGAUGCACUUUUUCGUGUUGAGGGGCCCAUUCUCGGACAUCAAGGUCGAUACCCAAAUCUAUAAGCACGACUUCACCGAAACGGAAACGGAGAGUCCGUUCAAUCUCAUGCCGUUACCGGAUACGGCAGAGUGUAAUCGGCUGCUGGCAGCAAAGGCGAUUAAUUUCAGGCUAAUCAUGUUUUUGGCAUCGAAGUAAAUUUCCGGCACAAGGAACAGAUUCGUAAUUGGUAACAUGUUGCAUCAACAUUUUAUUUUAGCUUGAUUUCUUAGCUUCGAAUGAUAAAAAAAUGUUUGUUUUUACUCUUUUUACUCGAGCUUGUAUUGAUUACCAUGAUUGAUUUGGGUAUUCUCUUAAAAGCCAAAUUAUUUUUUUUUUCGUUGGAUAGAUUUGUAUUAAAUUUGUGCACAUGAGUUGCACUACUUCAAUUAAAUACAGUGAUAGAUAUCCAACGUAUUUUAUUCUUCUCGAAUUGGUUUUAAUAAUCUAGAAAAACUAAUCGCACAAACGAUUCCCAAGCAGUCAAAAAAGCAUCUCUUAUGUUUUGAAACAUAUGUAGAAGGAUAUCAAAACUACUUCAUUAAUUUGUUCUAUCUGCAAUGGAUAACAGGUAAAAGUGAAUUAAUAAAUUAAAUCUUUUGUAGUUAUCAGAAACAGUGCAUCUAUUGUAUAUUACUCACUCAAAACGAAUAAUUAGAUAACAGGCGUGGAUUCAUUAGUUUAGUUGAAUAUUGUUUUUCGCCACAGAACAACCCCGACACAAAUGUAACCUGAAUGUUCCACCAAACCAUACCUUUCUCCGUAAACCAUUUGUUCUGGUAAUUUAUUACUUAACUAUUGUUUCAGUACAAUAGUUAAAUAAUACAUUGUUGAACCAAGUGGCUUGACCGGUCCUGCGUUCGUUACGUUACUGAACAAUUUUUAAAUAAUAAUACAUAUAUUUUUAUCUGAAUGCCAUUCUGUACAAAUCAAUACACUAGUUUACUGUAGGAAAUCGGUAGCCAUAUACGAACGGGGUGACCUGUCCGAUAUCGAAUGACCGUUAAUUGUUUAAUUUAACAAAAUAUACCAUGUGGAGGAGAUUCUGCCCACUAUAACGACUCUGUAUUUGUCCAUAACGUUUCCGUACCGAUAAGUUUGCUAAUCAGAUUUUGUGAUACGAUCAACGCGGAGAAAACUCGCGGUGACGCGGGUGUCUUCGUCGCGUUCGAACAAUGAAGAAGCAUAGAUGGUGUUAUUAGAAGGGAACCAUUUUUUUCUAGAUUUAAUGAAAUUAAAUAAGCAAAAAAAAGAGGUUUGAUAAAAAUCAAAGAAUAUAUAUAGAUAUAUAUUUAACUUAGUUGUAAGAUCUUCUCACAGCUGCAGCAUGUAAGAAAAUCACUUUUUCAUCCUACCACCAUAUACUCUCCAUGCAUAAGCAUAACUACAAUGCACAGAAGAGGGAAAAUUUUGCAAUUUAUUUCAAUUUUUUCAUACUAGCUGUUAGGUGAUAGCAUAGACAUAAGUUCGAUUCUUUUCAAUCGUUUCAAUUAACACGUCUAUCGUCAAGCUUUGAUCUAAUUUAGAAGAGCUUAGUGGUUUGAAUAAAUAUUUUUUUCAAUAUAAUGUAAGGAUAAAUAUUAUAUUUAUAUGGCCCAUAUUAUAUAGCUGAUAGGAAUAUGUCGUCUAUAAGAUGUUUUUCACUUUUACCUAUUUUAUUUACAAUCAAAUGUUUUGUUUUAAUCCCAUAAUAAAAAUAUUCUUAUUCGAA